This is a messenger RNA of Paramisgurnus dabryanus, 1962 nucleotides long. It is a transcript of the gene rnf128a, whose product is annotated as ring finger protein 128a. Lineage: Eukaryota; Metazoa; Chordata; Actinopteri; Cypriniformes; Cobitidae. The record is from RefSeq and is a predicted model, not a curated record.
GUAGACUUUUCCACUCAAGUUUCGCUACUGAAACACCUGCAGGCGCUACAUAGGGAGUUAACGUUAUUGUGUUUUGCAGAACCAUUUUAAGCGUUUUAUAAGACUCAAUUUGUAUAAAGUUGUGUUUUGAACUGUAUCUCAUAGAGUUGCCGAAGCGUUUUGGCCAAAUAUGGGGCCUUUUGCGGGUCGGGAUUUGUAUUCGUUGCUCCUGGUGGCCUCUUUUCUCCAGGUGUCGCAGGCCACUUACCUGUGCACCGCAUACCUGAACGUUUCCUACGUCGUUCCUGAAACAAACCAAACGACGUGGUAUCAGGACGAAAUCGGGUUGUAUGGACAAGAUUCACCCAAAGCUUCUGUCUCGGGGAAUUUAUAUUUAGCCGACCCAAUCUACGGCUGUGACCGGGACACGGUUUAUCACCGACCGAACGGCACCAAGAGAUGGAUCGCCUUAAUUCAGCGCGGAUACGGAUGCACGUUCAGCGACAAAAUUAACGUGGCGGCCAAGAACGGGGCUGUCGCUGCUAUUAUUUUUAACGAUUAUGGGACGGAUAAUCGAGUUAUUCAGAUGUCCCACCCAGGCACAAACAUCGUAGCAGUUAUGAUUGGCUACGCCAGUGGGAUGGAGAUGGCGAUGCUGCUACAGCAAGGCAUCCCAGUUACCAUAGCAAUAGAUGUUGGGAAGCAGCAUGGUCCCUGGAUGAGUCACUACUCUGUGUUUUUCGUCUCCAUCUCCUUCUUUAUCGUCACCGCGGCAACAGUCGGAUACUUCAUCUUCUAUUCGGCCCGGAGGCUGAACAACCUCAGGCAGCAGAACCGCAGUCAGAAAAAGCUGAAAUCUGAAGCAAAAAAGGCAAUUGGUCAGCUGCAGGUUCGCACGUUGCGACCAGGGGACCAGGAGACUGGCCCUGAUGCGGACACCUGCGCAGUGUGUAUCGAGUUGUAUAAACCAGGAGACGUCCUGUCAGUUCUCACAUGCAAUCAUUUCUUCCAUAAGUCCUGCAUAGAGCCAUGGCUGCUGGAGCACAGAACCUGCCCGAUGUGCAAAUGUGAUAUCCUUAAAGCCCUCGGAGUCGAGAUGGAUGAGGAGGAGCAAGCACAUAUUUCAGUGCCUGAUUUCAGAUCUUUUUCCAUCUCCGAGGACCUGCAAAGUGAGACCGCAUCACACACACAAAGCGAGACUCCAUCCUCUGGAUAUGCAUCCAUGCACGGAAACGAGCCAUCCGCUACUACUGAAGAAACGCAAAACGCUCAGCGAGUGGAACAGCUAGAUGUGUCUCCUCUAUAUGAUAAUCUUGCCUUCGAGAGCGAUGUUCACCACCAUGAUGAAGUCAGGACCUGAGCAGCACAGACAACCACUAAUACACUACACUGAUAAAGAGGAAUGAGUUUGAGGACUUAUAGUCAUAUUGAAGCACUGCUGAGCCCUUUUCUGAUUAGUUUCUGACUAAGUGCCUAUAAUAUUCUCUCUCUCUCUCUUUCUGUGACUAUUUGACACUGUGGGUAAUCUCAGUAAUUUCUGGGUCAAUCAGAGGUCAUGAUUUAAUUAUCUGUGAUUAAUUCCGGGUAUUACUAUACUUAUUCAGGGUAUAAUUCCCACUGUGGUUUUGUCAGGCUAGAUGAUGUGUUCAAAGCAGCUGUGGAAACACAGCAAGAGAGAGAGAGAGAGCGAGUGCUCCACCUGCUGUACAUCAAUAGACAUAACACACUGUACUUCCCUCUUGCCUUUGUUUUCAUAGUUUAUUCACGUAUAUGGUUCCAGUUUUGAUGGAAUUUUUAAAUUGCAGAGUAUAUUGUGCCUUACACACACUUAUGUAUGUGUGCAAAUGUAAUGGGGCUACUUUUAGGAUGUCUUAAAUGAGAUUUGAAUAUUUAAAUAAGGGAUGAAAAUAUAUUCUUUACUCUUUUACAAAAUGAAAAGUAAUACAUUAAAAUUAACAUUGUAAAUAAAAUAUUUUAUGAAAA